GAGGACUUUUCUUACUAUUGCUUAGCCACUCCAUCCACGAAAACUUUUUCUCCACGGCUAUGACAGGCAAAAAAUUCAUUGUCAACGUUUUUCACAAGCCGUUCCUUUGAAACUCCAUAUUUUUGCAUCGUUGUGGUCCAGUCUCGUUUGCCGCUGCAUCGGGCUGCAACGGUGCUUCCUGAUGAAACGUUGCUCACUCACAGUGCAAAACCCAUGUCCUACCAUCGAAGAUAUUUUCUUUUUGAAAACCCGCCUACAUUUGCUUCAAGGCUUUCUCCAGACUCAGUUAAUGGUAUUUCACUCACCUGCAAUACGUCAAAAGAUUCCCUCUCUGGAGAGUGCUUUCGCAGCGCCGCAUAAAACGUGUUGCGUGAGACUGGGCUAGCGAAGGCAUGCGCCAAGCCGCAGCGAGGCAGUGUAGGAUAUUCCCGCACAUACGGUUCUCGUACUUUUUAAGUUACGUUCAGGUUUUCCUUUCGCUUGGCAGCCAUUUCGGUCGCUGCUGUUGAAAAGCUCAACACCAUUCACCCAAAAGUUGUUCAAGAUGUUCUGGUGCUGCUGCGGGAGUGAACGGGACGCUACGUCGUCUGCAGAGAUCGUGCAUGUGCCGGUCGAGUCGCACAAAGGAAACGUGGCCCCCCCUUCAGACGAUGUGACCACUGCGACACCUCCUCAGUCAAUCGGGAAUUCCGCAGGGCCGAGAGGAUCGGUGGCGGAAAACAAGACAGAAAACGCUGGGAUCGAAAGGGCGCCAAUCAAGGGCGGGGUUUUCAAACCCCCUCAAAAGCGGGAAGAAGUGCCGGCACCAGUCCCCAUGACUCUUCCCAAGUCCGACAAAGCCAGGAGGACCUCUGUUCCCCAGGAAGCGGACCUCAGCUCUGGCGCGUAUUUAGUGUACGAGAAGGACACGAACUCUGUAUACGUACAGUGGAGUCGCGUUCCAGUAGACGGCGCUUUAGCUUGGUUGAAACCUCUUGUACAAGUUCCUGGUCAUAAGUACAAUGUGAACAAGGGCAAAGAAAUUAUAACGAAGCAAGCGAACGAUCCUGAGAAAUACUUCCGGGCAUGGGUGACUUUCCUGAAAAUAACACGAGAGUUUCCGUCGAAGUGUAUGCUGCUGGAGAAUUUCGAGGCCACCGGUGCACCGCGAGUACGGGUCAUCAUGCUUGAAUUCUCCCUCGACAGUGCCGGAAAAACAUUCACGACUGAAAUGUCAAGUUACGGACUUCUAUACGACUUACUCAAGAACGUUAAGGCAGUCGCAGUUGUGCCCUCAGCAAGCACGCUGAUACCGAUCGGCGAGCAGAUGGACAGCAAGGUGUUCAUUCAGCGUGGAUCAGGAGAAGGGGCUGCGGAAUUGCUGGAGUCUCUUAAUGCAUAGAGUGUUGACCCAUGAAGCCUUUAACACCGGCGCAAAGGUGCAUGUUUGUUAACUUCGUCACACGCGAAAAUAACGUGUAAUACUGUGAAGACAUGGCAGCGACCUCCUGCUCCACAACUCCAUACGGUUUAACAUGGUUCCUCUAUCCAGUGACGCGGAUGGCCGUAAAUGGAAAAUUUUGGAAGAUCGACCGCCCACGUUCGCAGCAGAAUCUUCUUAAAUGAAAACCGU
Molecule: messenger RNA, 1612 nt
Organism: Toxoplasma gondii ME49
Lineage: Eukaryota; Apicomplexa; Conoidasida; Eucoccidiorida; Sarcocystidae
Exons: 3
Coding region: 545-1381 (278 amino acids)
Source: RefSeq, a predicted model, not a curated record